Impatiens glandulifera is the source of this 1367-nucleotide messenger RNA. RefSeq names its product adenylate isopentenyltransferase 3, chloroplastic-like. Gene Ontology annotation, cellular component: mitochondrion. The record is from RefSeq and is a predicted model, not a curated record. The transcript has a single exon. Gene Ontology annotation, molecular function: tRNA dimethylallyltransferase activity. Gene Ontology annotation, biological process: tRNA modification; cytokinin biosynthetic process. The coding region runs from base 35 to 1048 and encodes 337 amino acids. NCBI's taxonomy places the organism in Eukaryota, Viridiplantae, Streptophyta, Magnoliopsida, Ericales, Balsaminaceae.
UAGUUUUUCAUUUAACCCCACCAAAACCACCAUCAUGGUAAUAUCAACACUUAUUUCCAACCAAAUUAUUCAACCACCCUUCAUUAAUAAUAACAGAACACUCAACCUUCAGCUUCUCCGGGUCCAGCCCAAGGAGAAGGUGGUUGUGGUCAUGGGCGCCACAGGAACCGGAAAGUCGCGCCUUUCCCUCGAGAUCGCAACUCGUUUUCCAGCCGAAAUUAUUAACUCAGACAAAAUACAGGCCUACAAGGGUCUAAACACAACCACCAACAAGUUGACCCAUGAAGAAAUGAACAACGUACCCCACCACCUCCUCGGUGUAUUGGACCAUGACCAAGACUUCACCCCUAGUGAUUUCCGCCACAUGGCAACCCUAGCCACGGAAUCCAUUACCAGCAGAGGAUUACUUCCCAUCAUUGCGGGAGGAUCCAACUCUUACAUUGAGGCCUUGCUCGAUGAAAAUAAUCACGAGUUUCAUUCCAUGUAUGAGUGUUGUUUCCUUUGGGUGGAUGUUUCCACCCGGGUGUUGCAUUCUUUCGUUUCUGAUCGAGUCGAUAGGAUGGUCGAGAAAGGAAUGGUUGAUGAGGUGAGAAAGAUUUUUGACUAUGAAAACCAUGAUUACACGAGAGGAAUAAGGAAAGCCAUCGGCGUGCCUGAGUUCGAUUCCUACUUUAGAAGGUCGAUGGAGUUAGGCCUCUCGGGGGAGGAAACUUGUUCUAAGCUUCUUCUAAAAGAGGCCAUAGAGAAAGUGAAGGGAAAUACACGUAAAUUAUCUUGUCGUCAAUUGGACAAGAUUUAUCGGCUUAAGGAUAAAAAAGGGUGGAAGUUACACAGGCUUGACGCGACAAGAGUGUUCGAAUUGCAAGGUGAAGGAACAGAGGAGGAAGCGUGGGAGAGACAUGUAGCACGGCCAAGCAUGGCGAUCCUAAGACGGUUUCUAUUUGAUCAUGACAGACAUCCUAAUAAUAACAUGUUUUAUGAGAAAGGACCAGCAACUGUUAGACAAAUCAAAUCCAUGGAGGCAGCAGUUGCAACUGCAGCUCAUUGAAACAUAACAAAACAAAACAAAACAAAACAAAACAAAAUACAGAGAAAAUACAGAAGAAGAAGUUUACAUGCAACAAAUUAAGGAGGAGACUCACAGUUUUGGUGCUUUUUUCACCAGCAUUUAAUCACUCGAUCGAUCGAGUGUAAAAUAAUGCUUUUUGCUGUCAAGUUUGAUCUGAAACUUAGUGUUGUUAUGUGACAAACAGCUUUUUUUCACUGAGUGAAGAAUCAAAGAUAAGUUUAAGUAAAUGGUGGUGAUAAAAUAAUAUAUCCUCACAAUGAUGCUAGCUAGCUAGCUAGCUCUCUUUAUGCGGUAGAGA